AUAAACAUUUUUUCAGAGAGAGCCAAACCAAUCGAAGCGACAAACCCUAAUUCCCAAUUUUCUGAGCAAAAGACACCGUCAGCAAGAGAUGAUGCGUGCUUCCGUGUAUGCCAAGAUAUAAGAGGUUCAAAUUUGGAUUGAGAGAAUCAGAACAAAGUUUAAGAUUAAGCGAAAGGAGUUUGGAGAAGACUUAUAAAAGGCUAGUGGAAAAGGAACAACAACUUUGUGACCGGCUAAAUCAGAGAUCGAAGAAAGUAAAACAACGUUUGAAAGAAACCGAGUUGAGUUUGGAUGAGAUUUCUGCAAAGCUUGAGGAAAGACAUCGACGACUCUUUGAUAGGCUUGAGAAAUCAGUACAAAAAUUGGAACUAAGUGAAACGAAUUUGGAAGAGUGCUUGAAAAGCUACGACUAUGCCAUUACAAAGUUGAGGAAGUGUGGAUGAAGGAAUCGAUGAGGAAGAGUAGUACUGAGAGAAUCAUGAAUCAAAA
This is a messenger RNA of Arabidopsis thaliana (thale cress), 489 nucleotides long. RefSeq names its product exodeoxyribonuclease VII, small subunit. The transcript is spliced from 4 exons. The coding region runs from base 108 to 443 and encodes 111 amino acids. Lineage: Eukaryota; Viridiplantae; Streptophyta; Magnoliopsida; Brassicales; Brassicaceae. The record is from RefSeq and is marked reviewed.